Molecule: messenger RNA, 4001 nt
Organism: Bombus terrestris (buff-tailed bumblebee)
Lineage: Eukaryota; Metazoa; Arthropoda; Insecta; Hymenoptera; Apidae
Exons: 4
Coding region: 3489-3905 (138 amino acids)
Source: RefSeq, a predicted model, not a curated record
ACGAUGCGAAUUAAAUAACUAGCAAAUAAAAACUGUGAAAAGUAUUCAAUUUGUACUAAACAUUCUCCUAUUUAGUAGUAUUCCAAUACAUAUGAUCGUCAGUGUAUAUAUUUCAUAGUUCUCAGUGUCACACUGUAAAGGCUUAUGCAUUUGUGCAUAAAUUUAAAAGUGCACACAUUGCACAUGCCUGAACACUGCAAAAAUAUAUGAAAUAUCUGAAGUACAGUAUUAGAAGUAUGAGAAAACCCGAUAAUAUCUGGUCGAGACGAAAACAUUUGUCGAGAAUUUCGACAUACUGGAGAAUUCCGAAAUUUUCGGAAAUCUAACCCGUCCUGAUUUGGUAUCUUAUUCCGACUACAGGUUUGCCGACAUUUUCGAGUUCUCGCACACAUUUAUAAACGUAAUAUUAGUUCUAAUAUCUAGUAGGUAAAAGAAAUACCAUUUCCACAAACAUGUUUAUAAAGAUAUAAAUUUGCACAAACAUUUACAGGUUGCUUGGUAUACUUACAUGUUAACCAUGAUAGAGCAAAAAGAUGAAACAAUACAUAUAUUGGAAAAUCAUUGGAAACGGUUAAUUGAACUGAAAGAAAAUACGAAAGAGGACUCACAAGUUUCGUGACUCGUUGAAAGUUCAAAUUUUACAUGAAGCAUGUCAAUAAUUUAAUUAAACGUGCAAUUGCAUAAGUAUGUCACCUGAUUUUACGAAACGGUUUUUUGGACACAGUGAACGUCGAAGAAAUGUUAGGGAACGUGAUCGCUAAUAAUUAAAGAAGCUUAAAAAGCUCCAGGACAAAUUUUAUAUGUAACUCAAAGAAUAAGAGUGAAAAGGAAACGAGACUGGUAAAGACAAAGAUUAUAAGUCUUACGCAACUAUUAAGAGCGAUCAUAACCGUAGUGGAUGUUAACGAGAUUACUUCUAAAUAGCUCGCGGUGUCUUUUACAUGCUUCGAGAACCUUUUGUAAAAGCUACGAUUUCACCCCAUCUCUCGAGCGUGAAACCUUAUUAAAAUUCUCGUCGAAUGAAAUCAACUUUCAUGAAAGCAUCGAUACGAUUCUGGAUUUCUUCUUCGAAUUUUAUUUAUCAUUGAUUGUUAAAAUAGUUAACUUUGUUCAAACUACUUAAAAUAUUACCGUUCUUUUUAAUGGUCGCCAAAAAUCUGAAAGAAAUGAGAUGCGACAUAUUUGGCCUGGGUUCAAACAGAUGAAAAAUUUAAGCAUGAAGGGUAGUGACAUCACAAAAUAAAGCAAGAUCUUUCUUCGUGACGUACGUCGAUAUAGCUGCUCUACACUACGUAAUGGUUGCGGUGAUAAAUGCCGAAUUACGCAGAUCCUUCGCCCCAAAGGCGCCGCUAUGUCUGUCCUUCUCAUCUCUUCACACCCCUCCUCUCUUCUUUCUUCUUACUAUUAAAGCAUUUUCGAAUCUUUUUUUCUUCCCCUCUUCAACGUAUUUCCACUGAAUAGAUGUUCGAAUAAUUGCGAAUUAAUUGCAAUAGCUUUUGAUGAUCGGUGCCGUUUUCGCGCUUCUUUUGGCCGCACUGCGGAAAACAUCAUACAAAAACGAUCGUUACGAUUUCAUCGACUUGCAACGAUUCCACCAGGCAAUUAAACGAAACGAAGAGAUCCAAUUUAUUCGUAAUCGUAGGAGGAAAAGUUAUAUGUUGUUCAAGAAAAUUCCUUGAAGGGUAGAUUAACUGAUACGAUCGAUUAUGAAACUACGACUUCUAUUAUUAUUAAAGGUGUAGUAGUUGUCGAAGACAAAAGAUCUAGGUUCUUUACAAUUGGACUGACGCUUCACCUAUUCAUGAAAAGAUAUUCUAAACGAACUUUCCUCAACCACUUGCCACGCAUAAAAGUAAGAAAGAACAAAGAAGGAAAGAGAAAAAAGCGAACGACUGCUUUUUCAUAUUAAACAGAUACCUGCCUGCCAAGUCUUGCCUGUCGUUUUUAAUGAGACCUACGCGGGCGUUGUGGGUUAAUUAUUCCUUAAAAAAAAAAAAAAAAGGGAAUAAACUCGCGUCUGUAAUUCUUACGUUCGUUAACCAUCGUCGUCGGUGAUUUUUCAAGAGCAUCUUUCGAAACUGAUAUUAAGUUCCGCUGUUCCAUUAUAAACGGUUCGACAACAUUUGCUCGUAAUAUCCCGAUUAAUCGAUUUCUUAAUAUUUCUGUAUUAUUUUCUUCAGCACUGCUCAUUGAACGCUACUCAUCGAAAUUAUGUACCAACCAAUUAAUUAGGUUCUGCAGUUCAGUCUGCACUGAAUCGCGAGAAUCAGAGUCUCGCGCAUGAGACUCUCGAACGAUGUCUAAGAAGACGUAAAAACAGCAAGAAGGAAGAAGAAGGAAAAGAUUCCUUACGCUCAGACGAGUCUACGAAGAUUUUAAUAUACCAAGAUACAAUGGUGAUAGAAGAUUUGACGGCCAAAAAGAGCGAAGUCUAUUCGAGCGUGCAAAUACAAAUAUCAACUGCAAUUGUAUCUAAAGGUUGCGAAAGCAAUCUAUCCGGCUAUAUUUCUUCGUUUCGACGUCUAUACAUUGAUUUCGUUUUAAGAGAAGCAAUUUUGUCGGAAGUAAACGUCAUAAGCGAAACUUAAAAUUUCAAUGAUCUAAAUAAUCUAAUGGCAAUUUCUCCAAGUACUGUGACGUAAAUUGUAACGAGACAACCACGUUCCUGUAUCGCUUCGAUUUCACGCACGCAAUUUCCUUUCCCGAUCACAAUCUGCAAAUUUCCAAAAACAAACGGUCCACGACCAAACCACGCAUCAUUACUUCAAUCCAAUUUCGAGUAGAAAGAAAGAAAAUGCAAUUGCACGAAUCGAAAGUUAUCGUGUUAUAUCGUAUCUAGAAACGAUGUCCUCCCUCCGUUCGGGCUUCAUUCAUAGAGGUUCAUUCAUGAAUCUUCGUGCUUACUACGUAAGAAGUUUCUACGUCUGAAAAACAGUUUUUCGAUGCUCGCCGGUCGCCAGUUUCGCCGAGGGAUUUCCUGUGAUAUCAUCGUUCGGGGUGGAGACUAAUCCAAUGACGUAAUGAACCAGAGGGUGUAUAAUACAUACGGGGCGGCCGUAACGACGUGGAGGAGGAACACAUCGGUGAUGCUGGUACCAAUAGUGGUGGAUUCAGCUCUGCUUCUCUUGGUGGUACGGAAGAAGAACGUAGAAGAGGGGUGAGUGGUUGCAGUAUAAAUGUGGCCCGCGCAAGCUCCACCAAUCACUCGCCCUCUGACCUCCAAACUCCAAGCUCUCAAGCUCUCGUGGUACCAAACACCCCCUCUUCGUUCAUACGAUCAAGAGACAAGCCAGCACGUCGGCACUGAAACUCGUGCCUCGUGAUCACCGCGUGGUGGUGUCAUUCGAGUAUCAUCGCCGAGGACCGCUCGCUACCAUCGAGGCCAACCUUUAACUUCGACUCCAGCAAAAACUCGAAAUUGUUCGCUUUACGUGGCAGCACGAUUUGCUUAUUCCUUCCACCUGCGAUACCUCUUUAAUCUCACAAACAUGGUAACGGUUGUGGCUUACAUCCAACGAUGCAUGAUCAUUUUUGCCAUCCUACUUUGUUAUUUUCACGUUCGGAGUGAACGUAGUGAAAGCGUGAAUUGCGAAGCAUUUCCGUACCAUCAAAUGUGUAGAGGUUCGAUGUCAAGAAAACGUGCAAUGUUCCCGAUCAUGUACGGAUUAGGAUGCGAGGGGAGUGAAGGAAACAUAAAUUGCAUCAAGGAAUUUGAAGAAAGACAUCGUAUUCCUUACAUUCCUCUAUCGAAGUCAAAACUGUUGAUUGCUUUGCUUGACGAUGAUCUGCAAAAGGAUAUUACACGAUCUGCUCGCCACAAAUUAAGAAACGAUGAAAUGAAUAAACGAAAGCCAUCUAUAAUAGAGAACUUCUUGUCGGAAUUGGACUCUUCGGACAGCUAUUGAAUGAAAUGAUCAGGAAAUACAAAUUUUCUCGACUUGUGCAAACAUUUUUCAUCGUUUAAAAUUUUAGAAAUAUAUAUUUAGUCUUCUUUCUCUUUC